GGUUCCCCGCUGCCCGCCGCUCCUCCCCGCGGAGCAGGCGCAGAGCGCGGCGGGGAAGAUGGCGGCGGUGGCGGCGCGGCUGUGGCGGCGGGGGGUGCGCGGCCCCUGCGCGUUCGGCGCCGGGCGGUUUUUCAGCCGUGGGCCAAAUGUGCUGCAUCAAGACCGCAGUGCACCACAAGCUGCAUUCUUCUCACCUCUUCAAAAAGUGAUGUUGCCACCAAAUACCUUCCAAGGGAAAGUGGCCUUUAUAACUGGUGGAGGUACUGGGCUUGGCAAAGGGAUGACAACAGCUUUGUCCAGUUUAGGUGCCAAGUGUGUUAUAGCAAGCCGGAAGCUGGAUGUUUUGAAAGGAACAGCAGACGAAAUUUCUUCUAAAACAGGGAAUAAGGUUCAUGCCAUCCAGUGUGAUGUGAGAGAUCCUGUUUCAGUUAAGAAUGCUGUUGCUGAAACAAUCCAAGUGGCAGGACAUCCUGAUGUUGUGAUAAACAAUGCAGCUGGAAACUUUAUUUCCCCUUCUGAACGACUUUCUGCUAAUGCCUGGAAAACAAUAACUGAUAUUGUACUUAAUGGUACUGCUUUUGUAACUCUGGAAAUUGGAAAGGAGCUCAUUAAAGUACAAAAAGGAGCAGCAUUCCUGGCUAUUACAACAAUUUAUGCAGAGAGUGGUUCAGGAUUUGUGUUGCCGAGUGCCUCUGCCAAAGCUGGUGUAGAAGCAAUGAGCAAGUCUCUUGCGGCUGAAUGGGGUAGAUACGGCAUGAGAUUCAAUGUGAUUCAACCAGGUCCAAUAAAAACAAAGGGUGCUUUUAGCCGCCUUGACCCAACAGGUGCAUUUGAGAAGAAGAUAAUUGAGAGGAUUCCCUGUGGUCGUCUGGGAACUAUAGAAGAAAUUGCAAAUCUUGCUGCAUAUUUCUGCAGUGACUAUGCAAGCUGGGUUAAUGGAGCAGUUAUCAGAAUGGAUGGUGGAGAAUAUGUUUCUAUGGCAGGAGAAUUCAAUGAUUUGAAGAGGGUUACCAAAGAGCAGUGGGAUAUGAUGGAAGCAAUGAUCAGAAAAACAAAAGGCUCCUAAAGUACAUAACUUUAUGGUGGAGAUUCUUGGAAAUGAACCACUACUUUUUCAUUAAUAUUUAGAAAUAACCAAUUGAGAAAUAGCCUUCAAAAUCUUUUUUUAUGCUAAUUUCAAUAAAAUAUUUUAAAAUUGUUGUAUUUUGAAUAUAGUUUGUAUAUUUUUCCAAUGUAAAAUCUAUUCUCUUGCCAAUAGUGAACGACUAUUGUUGGUCACUAAUAUUUCGUUGGUCUUUAGAUUGUCUUCCACAGCCAUGCCAUGGUCUACAAUCAGUGUGGUCGGGGUUUUUUCAGGUGGUUUUUUUUGUUUCUUUGUUUGGUUUUUUUUUGAUCUUUCAGAGGAUUUUUUUUUCUCAGAUGUAUGAAAGUGUCUCUUAAUAUUGUAGUACCAAUAGCAUGUCAGUGGUAUCAUAACUGAAUCUAAUCAUUAAUCUGAAGAGAGAAACAAAAUACUAAGUUCUAAUCUUCACACUUCAAUAAGAAGUUCUAAACUUGCAGAUACAGUUUCACAUUAUUAGUAGGACUGCAUUCACUGAGAAAAGAUGUAACUCCUGUGGUUACUUAGGAAAUCUUGAAAUGCCUAACUGUCUUGGUCUCAUCUUUAGUGACAUUUUCAGUCUGUUAAUUAUCUUUUUCUGAACUUUAAAAAUGGCAUUUACAGACCUGCAGUGCCUUUCUAAGGAGCUUGCUCUUUUUCAUGAUGAAGUUAAUGUUCUUGAAAAUGAGAAGCUGAAAAUCAUUUGUUUUUACAUACGGGUGACUAUGGCAGCUCUCCAUAAAAAGCGGUUUAUUUUAGACUGUUAAUGGGAUAUUGGUAUAUUGGGACUGAAAGUGUUGAAACCUCAUUUGUUGAAAUGUACAAAAAAUCCUUAAGUUUCAUUUGCAUUCACAGGCUGGUACUAAAGAAACUUCUAGAUGUCAUUACCUCUGAAUCUAGUCAAUUUAUCCAUCCCAGAUAAACAGGUAAUAAAAAAAUUGCUCUUCCUCUUUUAUCCAAAUUUAGAGAGUUGGUAGAUUUUGUCACUCAUGCCUCAGACAAUGGCUGGAGUUCUUCAAAGAAAUUAUCAGCCUCUGGCCUUUACAACCUGAAAUGGAUGCUUUUUUUUUUUUUUUUGGUGUGUGUUUAACCAGAGCUUCAGCCUGUCCCCACAUAGAAGCAUGUACAUAGUUUUAUGUGCUUUGAGACUGAUACAAUGAUUUAAGAGUCAAGACAAUAGAAUCAAUUUAAGGAUUUCUUCCUUCAGGUGCUGGUGGCAGUCCUGUAUUUUUCUACACAAACCAGGGCAUACUUAACAUAUGCCAGCAUCUGACUUUGAAGUCACUUGAUUGCCUUAUUACAAAUCUGGAACAAGCUAAGAUGUAUUCUGCUGAAAGUGUGGACUGUAUUAGUGCAGGCUUCCACGUGCCUUUCUCCUGUAAGUGAUGGUCGUAUGUGGGAUUUAACAGCCUCUGAUAAUAAAACAGAUCAGCUGUGUUUAUUGGAGCAGCCUUCAAGGUGUUCUUGUGCACAAUGGAAAGCUUUCUUAUGGUAACUUGGGUUUUGUAGGUGUGUUGUCAAGAUCAAAUUCUGACAUGACAGCCAUGUCUUUUCCCCAAAAAGUGAAUUAACUGAGAAGUUAGGCCCAUAUACACUGAUUUUUGCUCAUCAUCCUUUGCAUAUAAUUAUAUUGUCUCCUUAUAUGGGAUACAGUUGCAUAUAAGACUUUGACAUUUGAAAAAAAGUGCUUCAGAGAAAAAUUCAAAUGUAUGUUUGUGAGAUGUGGUAACAUAAAUUAUUUCUCUGGAAUGUCUAGUAGGUUAUCCUCUGGUGACAGGCUGUCAAUAAAAAUAAGUUCUUAUCA
Messenger RNA from Pyrgilauda ruficollis (rufous-necked snowfinch), 2903 nucleotides. RefSeq names its product 2,4-dienoyl-CoA reductase 1 (gene DECR1). Gene Ontology annotation, biological process: fatty acid beta-oxidation. Gene Ontology annotation, cellular component: mitochondrion. The record is from RefSeq and is a predicted model, not a curated record. The transcript has 10 exons. NCBI's taxonomy places the organism in Eukaryota, Metazoa, Chordata, Aves, Passeriformes, Passeridae. Gene Ontology annotation, molecular function: 2,4-dienoyl-CoA reductase (NADPH) activity. Bases 59 to 1066 code for a protein of 335 amino acids.